Colius striatus (speckled mousebird) is the source of this 7226-nucleotide messenger RNA. RefSeq names its product mastermind like transcriptional coactivator 3 (gene MAML3). Gene Ontology annotation, biological process: positive regulation of transcription of Notch receptor target; Notch signaling pathway. The record is from RefSeq and is a predicted model, not a curated record. Gene Ontology annotation, molecular function: transcription coactivator activity. Bases 1042 to 4299 code for a protein of 1085 amino acids. The transcript is spliced from 5 exons. Gene Ontology annotation, cellular component: nuclear speck; nucleoplasm. Lineage: Eukaryota; Metazoa; Chordata; Aves; Coliiformes; Coliidae.
CUCACGGCCUGGAGGAGCUGCCGCCGCUGCUGCUGCUGCCGCUGCUGCUGCUGCGGUGUUUACUGAGCGCUCCUGUCCUGAUAUCACUCCGCUGGCAUGGAGGAGGAGGAGGUGGAGGAGGAGAGCAUUUGAUCAUUGUGAUGGUGGCAGGAGGAGCAGCAGCAAGCAAAGCAGAGCAAAGCGUUAGGCUGUAUCAGCUCGGCGUUUUGCAAAGACUUCAGAGCUCUACUUUUUCUUUUUCUUUUCUUUUUUCUUUCUUUUUUUUUUUUCUCCUCCAGCUCAGCCCGGAUUGUUCAUGUGUUUACUUCCCCCAGCCCGAGGAUUUGCUAUUUAGGUUCCUGUUGAAAUGCAGCCGAGCAGCCAAAGUACUUUGCGAACACGGUGCGGCAUAAACACCCAAACUUUUUUCUAGAAGGAAAAUACAAUCAGAAAGCGGCUUGGCCUGUCUUUUGAUGCCGGGGAGUGUGAGUGAGUGUGCCGUGUGUGCCCAGCGUGUGCCUCUGUGUGGAUGUGGGUGUGCGAACGUGCGUGUGAACGGCUGCGUGUGUCUGCGUGUGUACAUGUGGAGAGGAGAGUGUGUUUCUCCAUGGGGAGAGAAGGAUUUUGGGAAAAUCUCCGGAAAUCUCAUGUAAUCUAUUUUGAAUUAAUGGAUUAUAAAAAAGAAAAAGGAGGAAAGGAACUGGUCUGAUAUCUCCUGGAGUUUGCUACCCGAAUUGCUGCUGCUUAGUUUGUUGUGCUGCUUUUUUGUGUGUGAGUGUGUGUGUGUGUUUGCUGGUUGUGAUGCUGGUGAUAACCUUUUAGCACCUUCUCUCUUUAUCCCCCUCCCUCUCUCUUUUUAAUGUUUUGGAGCUUCUCGAGAGGGAUUGGCUAGGGGGAAAGAGAAACAUUUGCUUGGGAUUGCCGUUUCCCUGAUACAUGGUGGUGCCCCCUCCCCCCCCUCGGUUCUCUAGAAAGUAUCCCAUCAGGACCCCGGAGGAGACUGUGUGUGUGUGAAGGGUAGGAUAAAAAAGUUCUUCCAAAAUAGUGUGCACGGGGAAGAGGAUGGGGGAUUUUGCAGCCCCCGCUGCCGCCGCGAAUGGCAGCAGCCUCUGCAUCAACAAUAACCUGAACAGCAGCCUCAGCGGGGCCGGCGGGGCCGGUAUCGGGGCUAACAGCACUCCCCACGGUCUUUCUGCCGCCGCUCCCGGUAACAAUAACGCGAACAGCGGCGGCAUUCCCAAGCACAGCACGGUGGUGGAGCGGCUGAGGCAGCGCAUCGAAGGCUGCCGGCGGCACCAUGUCAACUGCGAGAGCAGGUACCAGCAAGCCCAGGCGGAGCAGCUGGAGCUGGAGCGCAGGGACACUGUGAGCCUCUACCAGCGGACCCUGGAGCAGAGGGCCAAGAAAACCGGCACCGGCGGCAACAAGCAGCAGCAUCCGAGCAAACAGCAGCAAGAUGCCGAGCCUGCCGCGGCGGAGCAGAGGAACCACACUCUGAUCAUGCUUCAAGAGACAGUCAAAAGGAAGUUGGAAGGUGCACGUUCACCUCUCAAUGGAGAACAGCAGAAUGGAGUUUGUGAUGGGAACUUUUCUCCAACCAGCAAGCGCAUACGGAAGGAUGUACCAGGCAUCGAGGCAAUCAACAACUUGCCCAAUAAUUUGCCCUUGCCUGCUGUUUCUCCUCUUCAUCAGCUUGACAUGAAAGCUUCCCUGCCAUUGCAAAACAGUGGAACUCACAGUAGUGGUCUAGAAGACUUGGGUAAAAAUGGCGGGCUUUCUGAGAUCAAGCUCCCCAUUAAUGGUUGCAAUGAGCUAGAUGAUAGUUUUAACAUCUUGCAGAACAAGGAGCUAAAGCAAGAGCCUUUGGACGAUCCCAGCUGCAUAGACACUUCUGAAACAUCUCUUUCAAAUCAGAACAAACUCUUCUCAGACAUUAACCUGAAUGACCAAGAGUGGCAGGAGCUAAUAGAUGAACUAGCAAACACUGUUCCAGAAGAUGAUAUACAAGAUUUGUUCAACGAAGACUUUGAAGAGAAGAAGGAGCCAGAAUUCCCCAGGCCUGCUGCAGAGACUCAAGAGAGUGCAAGUGUGAAAAGUGAUCCGUCUCAUUCUCCAUUUGCUCACGUCCCAUUAGGGUCUCCCCAGGUGAGGCCUUCUUCUUCCGGUCCUCCGUUUUCAAAUGUCUCCACAGCUUCUAGCAUAGCUUCUGUGUCCAGUGCCCCACCAGCCCCGAUCCCAGCUGGCUCACCAGCAAACUGUGUCGUUCAAUCACCUCAAACUCCCAACCAGGCCCACACUCCGGGCCAGACGCAGACACGGUCUGGAAAUGGCUAUCUUAUAAAUCCAGCAGCAGCAACUGUGGCAGGAUCAGGGCCUGGGCCUGUGAAUAUGCCAAGCGCUGACUUGUCUCCAGCUGAACAGCUCAAGCAAAUGGCAGCCCAGCAGCAGCAAAGAGCUAAGCUCAUGCAGCAGAAGCAGCAGCAGCAGCAUCCAAAUCAACCCUCAAGCUGGUCACCUGUGGGCCCUCCAUCUAGCCCAUAUGGAGGACCUUUUAGUGCAGACAAACCAAAUAGCCCAAUGAUGUAUCCCCAAGCCUUUAACAACCAAAACCCAAUAGUGCCUCCUAUGGCAAACAACCCACAGAAGACCACAAUUAAUAACUACCUCCCUCAAAAUCACAUGAAUAUGAUCAGUCAGCAGCCAAAUAACCUGGGCACAAACUCCUUAAGCAAACAGCCCAAUAUGCUUUCUUAUGGCAACACCAAACCUCUGACCCACUUCAAUGCUGAGCUGAGUCAGAGGAUGACACCACCAAUGGCAAAUCCCAGCAAGAACCCCAUGAUGCCAUACAUCCAGCAGCAGCAGUCCCAGCAGCCACAGAUGCAAGCUCAGAUGGCGCACCUGAGUGAGGAACAGAAACGCAUGCUCAUCAUGAAGCAGAAAGGAAUGAUGAAUCAGCCCAUGGCGUAUGCAACACUUCCUUCCCUUAGUCAGGAGCAGCAUCAAGUGGGAUUAUCUCGGACCACGGGACCUUUGCAGCCUUCUGUCCCACCAGGCUCCAGCAGCGUGGUCACAGGCACAAGCUCUGGGGGUCCCUUCCUGGGAAACCAACCUCAAGCAGCCAUCAUGAAGCAGAUGCUGAUCGAGCAGAGAGCCCAGCUACAUGUGAUAGAGCAGCAGAAACAACAGUUUCUAAGAGAGCAAAGGCAGCAGCAGCAGCAGCAGCAGCUCCUAGCAGAGCAGUUGCAGCAGCAGUCGCAUUUGCCUCGGCAGCACCUGCAGCAGCAGCGGAGCCCAUACCCGGUGCAACAGGUCAAUCAGUUCCAAGGUUCUCCCCAGGAUAUAGCAGCUGUGAGAAACCAAGCAGCACUCCAGAGCAUGAGGACGUCCCGAAUGAUGGCCCAGAACGCAAGCAUGAUGGCAAUGGGUCCCUCCCAGAACCCGAGCACGCUGCCCACGACCGCAGGCCAGUCAGACCUGGGCAUGGCUCCUUACAGCAACGCCUCUUCCAGCCAGCCGGGAAUGUACAGUAUGAGCACGGGGAUGAGCCAAAUGUUGCAGCACCCAAACCAAAGUGGCAUGAACAUGGCACAUAACGCAGGCCAGGGGACGAGGCAGCCCGCCUCUGGACAAGCGGUGGGAAUGGUCAGCAGUUUUGGUCAGAACAUGCUGGUAAACUCUGCUCUUCCCCAACAUCAGCAACAGAUGAAAGGAGCUGUGGGCCAGGUCUUACCCAGGCCACAAGCACCGCGACUUCAAAACCUGAUGGGGACCGUCCCUCAAGGAACACAGAACUGGCAGCAGCGAGGCUUACAAGGUAUACCUGGAAGGACUAGCAGUGAAAUGGCGCCCUUCAAUAAUGGCACAACGUACCCGAUGCAGCCUGGGCAGCCACGGCUGACCAAGCAGCAUUUCCCACAGGGGCUUAAUCAGACAGUUGUGGACACGAGUGGAACAGUAAGAGCCCUGAACCCAGCAAUGGGGAGACAGUUGCUGCAACCACUACCUGGGCAACAGGGAGCCAGCCAGGCCAGGCCCAUGGUAAUGCCUGCAAUAAGCCAAGGGGUCCCAACAAUGCCUGGCUUCAGCCAGCCUCCGACACAGCAGAUGCCAGGUGGUAGCUUUGCUCAAAGCAGCCAAGGCCAGGCCUACGAGAGGAAUCCCACUCAGGACAUAACUUACAACUACAGUAAUGAAGGAGCUGGGGGGUCAUUCUCCAGUUUAGCAGAGGGCACAGACCUUGUGGACUCAAUUAUUAAGAGCGGACCAGGGGAUGAGUGGAUACAAGAACUUGAUGAGUUGUUUGGAACCCCCCAGUGAAUGGAUUUGUAUAGUCUGGAGCUUUGGUUUUUACAUUUGGGAAAGAAAAAAAGGAGAAAGUUGGAUGUUCUCCCCAUCCUUGGAUUGUUGGUUUUUCUGUUUGAAUUGGUUUGAUUUGGGAUUUUUUUGGUUUUGUUUGUUUUUGAUCGUGCAAACUGAGCUUAUCCAUAGCUGACUUUGGAAGAUUCAAGGGUCGAAUCCCAAGAAUCUCGCCAUCCCAAGACUUACACCAAGCAAUCGCUGUUGUGUGGCAGCACCCACUUUCUGUUGGCAGGGGGGCAGGAUGGGGAAACUGGAAAAGUCAGCUGAUGCCUCUGGUUGGGAGAAUUUGGUCUUUCCCCGCUGACAUGAGGCUUCGUUGCACAGCAGUAGGAGUGGUACUGGUACCUCCCACCUCACACAACUGCAAACACAUUGCAGCUUUCAGGGAAGCAGAUGCAAACAGCUGUGAGCAAAGGCUAAAGAUGUCCAUGGGCAAUUGCACAGGCCCUGGUCAGAAAUAGGCUUAACCCUGGGGGCAAGCAGGUCGUGGUGAGCCGUGGGCAGGCACGCAGGGCUGACUCUGGAUUGUAACACACAGUACACACGUGACAAACCUAAACAGGCACAGGGAGGUUGCCAUUUUCACUGUAGAGUGAUAAAUAUCCAAUAAAAGUGUAGGAGAGCGUAAAUUUGGCAGUGUGGUGAGGACAGUUUGAUUACAGAGCUGCUUCUGGAGAUGGCUUAGGUGAGUGGGUUAACUUAAUGAGCUAUUUAGUCCCCUUGACAUUUGCAAUAGUGCUUCCCUGUCAGAGCACUUUGACAAUUGCCGGCUGCCUGGGGGUGCAAGAACAGCAGCUACAAAUGGAGUUGAAGGGCUAAGAGCUGCCAAGAGACAUUAGUGUAGGUCCUAAGUGAGUCCCUAAGUCCUCUUCCUCCCCAGUAUGUUUCCGGCUCACUUCCUUCUUCUCCUCUCCUUCAGCAUAAGGCAAGACGAGCUCGCUGCACGUUUGUUCAGGUGAGCAACAAGUGCCACAAAGGGACAGGCAGGGGAGGAGAACGCAGGCAUGAGGAAAUGUACAGGGAGGGUUUGGCACAGAGGGUGAGUUUCUCCUCUGCUCUUGAAAAGCGCAAGUUUGGCAGGUGGUGUUGCCCUGGGGUGCCUGGGCUCCCAAUGUGAUGUUAUGUGAUCUUCAGUUUUAAACAGAUGUUUGGUCUAAUCUCUCUAGUUUGCUGGAAUAAGAGUUACUGCAAUAUUUGAAGAACAGGAAUCAAUGAAGAACUAAUGUAAAGAUCAUUCAUGAAAGGGUUAAAUGCUUGAUGUAGUUAUUACAAACACGGUGUCAGCCCAAAGAAUCUUUCAGGUGACAGCGAGGUAUGACUGUCUCUGCUGUGUGAAGCAGUGCUGAGCAACACUACAAUGAAGUCAUGACGUGUCUUGUGCCAUAUCAAGCCACCAGCCAUUCUGAAUGUCUAUAGCAGCAGUUCCCAAGCUGCAGCCUGAGGCCAAGGCAAGCUGUCCUCUGAAAACUGUCACCUUUUGCAGUGUUUUCAGCUGAGAGCUGCUUAUCAGGUUAUGUAGUGAUGCACAUAAAAUGUUAACGUUACCUGCGGUCCAAAAAGUUUGGGAUCCAUAAGGUGUGCUCUGCAGGGAAAGCAUCUCUAGUGUUCAGCUCCAAGUACCAUCCCUCCAGCUACCCAUCACCUCCUCGUGUGCCGCUCUCCCUGAGCCCAGUGCCACGAGGUGCUCAGCCGCUGAAACACACAGGAGCUAGGAGCCUUGGCACCUGGCAUUUUCAAACCCUGCCUUUCCUUGUGCAGCACAGAUAGGCAUCACAUGAAGGAGUAGGAGUAAAAUGGGCCUGGAACCAUCUCAGCACCUUGUUACGAUUCCCUUUUGUGCAGCGACCCCUUGCAAGGCUUACGUAGACAAGGGGAAGUAGCGGUUUUAAAUACUAUAAUACAGGCAGGACAAGCUGUGUUUUUAACAUGGACUUGCUGGUCAAGGAGAGCUAUCAAUCCAGCAUUGCCCUGACUGCUAUUUUUUUUAAAUGCUUUAGUUCCAUCUCUUUUAGCUAACCCUUUUUUAAAAUGCAACACUAGGACCUAUUCGGUUCCUGCUGAAGAUGAUACGAGUUGGCCUGUGCGCUGCUUCAGCAGGAGCCAGGAUGGGCCAUAAUUCAGUGAAAGAGAGCACCAGGCAAAGUUUUCAGUCUGUCUGGCAGGUAAGCGGUUCUUGGGGAGACCAAUCUGAAGGGAAGGGAUAGGCAAAGAGUGAAAGAAGUGGUACUCUGAAGGCAUGAGGGCGCAGUGAGGCUGUUGCAUGGAGGGACGGCACCAUGUCCCUUUCUUCGGUGUGACGGACUGGGUUCUCCUGCCAACACAGAGGGGUUAGAAACACAUAGCCACCACACAGCAGCCAACUGCAAAUCCAUGUUCAUCAGGGAGACAGAGGCUGCGGGGAAUAAAUGAUGAUGGAGGCCAACUCUGUCGUCUUUGUAAAGCUUCCUCCAAAUACUCCGUACUGGGACCAAGUACUAAAGAGGUAGAUUUUAUUAGAUCUGGGAUUGGUAUUUUUUCUUUCUUACUAUGGUGCUGAUGUAUAUGUAAUGUUAAAAAAAAAUGUUAUUUGUAAAUAUGUUUUUACAAUUCUACAGAUAUCACUGGGUCUACUAUCUGUAAAAUAUAUACAUAUAAAUAUAUAUAUAUACUGUUUGUUUAAAAUAGAGUAUUUUUAUUUCAUUCCUUAACUCAUCCUUGCUGCAGUGGUAUUGCACUUCAGAUGAUGUCUAAUUACUAAUUUGUACUGUAUCCCUGACAGCAACUUGCUCCAUUUUAUUCAGAUUUUUCUAGUUUUCUGGUUUUACUUUGUACAUUAAGCAUUGCUUAUUUCCUUUUAAGACCUGUACAGAGCUCUGAAAAUGUAGAAAAAGACCUGAUGUUAACAU